CACUACGACGGACCAGAGCAAUUGCAAUCCACCGGAAAUAUCUCUGUCGCCGCCGGCGCCGGUCGCCGCCGCUGCGCCAUGCUCCGGCUCCGAGAGUGCGUCGUUUCCCGCCUCCUCUCUCCUUCCUCCACCUGUGCCGUCUCCCCUCUGCUUCGCCUCCUCUCAGCAUCCGCAUCGGCACCCCCCAUUUCCCCGAACCCAAGUAGCUUCGCCGUGGAGGAGUACCUCGUCCACACCUGCGGCCUCACCCGGCCCCAAGCCCUCAAGGCCUCCACCAAGCUCUUCCACCUCAAGUCCCCCGCCAACCCCGACGCCGUCCUCGCCUUCCUCGCCGGCCUCGGCCUCUCCGGCGCCGACGUCUCCGCGGUCGUCGCCAAGGACCCGCAACUCCUAUGCGCCAAAGUGGACAAAACCCUGGCUCCGGUGGUCGAUGGGCUCACCGACCUCGGCCUGUCGCGUUCUGACAUCGCCCGCCUUGUCUCGCUCGCCCACGCCUAUUUCCGCUGUAGAUCCAUAGUCUCCAGGCUGCAGUACUACCUGCUCCUCUUGGGCUCCUUCCACAACUUCCUCCGGCUGCUCAAGCACUCACCCCGCCUUCUGUCGUGGGACCUCGACAAGGUUGUCAAGCCCAAUGCUGUGUUUCUUAGGGAGUGCGGGCUAGGUGAUUGUCAUAUUGCCAAGCUGUGUAUCCCUGUGCCGAGGAUGCUCGCCACCAACCCGGAGCGCGUCCGGGCAAUGGUGGCAUGUGCUGAAAGAUUGGGUGUACCUCGUGGCACUGGAAUGUUCAGGCAAGCGCUACGGGCUGUCGCGUUUCUCAACGAGGAGAAGAUUGCCACCAAAGUGAACUACUUGAAGAGUACGUUCAGGUGGUCUGAUGCCGAAGUGAGCAUUGCUGUGCGCAAGUAUCCGAUUCUGCUGGAGAAGUCAAAGGAAUCUCUGAACCGCAGGUCCGAGUUCCUGUUCUCUAAGGUGGGGGUGGAACCCGUGUACAUUGCUCAUCGACCGGAAAUACUUUCUUAUAGCAUGGAGGGCCGACUCAGACCCCGGUACUAUGUUAUCAAGUUUCUCAAGCAAAAUGGACUGCUAGAUCGUGACUUGAGCUUAUAUUCUGCGGUCAAGAUGACUGAGAAGGUAUUUGUGGAGAAGCUCAUAUGCCCUCACAAGGAAGCCGCGCCACACCUCGCUGAAGACUAUGCAACAGCUUGCAAAGGGGAGAUGCCAACUAAUUUCAGAUUCACAUGAACAAAAAAGGGCUAUGGAAGUUGGUUACAGUGUAUGGCGCAACAAAGUUAUCACCCUGCGUGUAAGCUGUUACUUCCUGUUUCGGUGUUCUUUGCCUAAGAUGAUGUUGGUUGUUUUCUUUAGUAUGUCUGUUGCUAAAUGCUAACUCCCUAUGAAACUGAUAAUUUGUUUCCUGAACCCCUAUUUGUUGAUGUUGUCAUUCCUUAGAGAACGUCUCUGUAAAUGAGAAGUUCAUGGAUAUAUUUGUGUUUUCGACUUCCAUUGAAGAGUAAUGCGGUGUCGUUUUCCACCAAAA
Aegilops tauschii subsp. strangulata is the source of this 1537-nucleotide messenger RNA. Its product is annotated as transcription termination factor MTERF8, chloroplastic-like. The record is from RefSeq and is a predicted model, not a curated record. Lineage: Eukaryota; Viridiplantae; Streptophyta; Magnoliopsida; Poales; Poaceae. Gene Ontology annotation, biological process: regulation of DNA-templated transcription. Gene Ontology annotation, molecular function: double-stranded DNA binding.